AUGGCCAAUGUUGCUGAAGCCGCUGGAUACCCAGAAGAAGCCAAGAAGUCAUAUGAAUACACUGCAAAGAUGGAAGAAGAAGUAAGCUGUCUAAUGUUAAUGGCAUUUGUAUUUAUAGCUUAAAAUGCAUUUUCCUAUCAUUUUGUCACUGAUCUUUCAAACUAUUAUGUUAUUCAUAAUGACCUUAUCUCACACAUCAUCCUAUGCCAAUACAAACUCUUUUUCAGACCAGAAGACUUGGCAAAGUAGCUGGCAAAGAUGUUGAAGACCAACUUCAAUGUCUGAGAAAGGUGAUCUGUUCCAUGGAUAUCACUAAAGCAGGCCUUGAAUCCUUCAUUCGCAAACUUGAUGUCUUCCAGGUUGAAGUUGGAGGUCCUCAAGAAGAAUAUGACAAGCUUUGGAACUCGCACAAAAAAGUUUUGCGAAGAAUGGCUGAGAAGUUGCCGCGUAAAAACUAA
Molecule: messenger RNA, 458 nt
Organism: Bursaphelenchus okinawaensis
Lineage: Eukaryota; Metazoa; Nematoda; Chromadorea; Rhabditida; Aphelenchoididae
Source: the annotation of a GenBank genome assembly